Molecule: messenger RNA, 3856 nt
Organism: Sorghum bicolor (sorghum)
Lineage: Eukaryota; Viridiplantae; Streptophyta; Magnoliopsida; Poales; Poaceae
Product: disease resistance protein RPP13
Exons: 4
Coding region: 415-3495 (1026 amino acids)
Biological process (GO): defense response to other organism
Molecular function (GO): ADP binding
Source: RefSeq, a predicted model, not a curated record
CCUCCUCGGGCCUUGUUAUCCCCCUUUGAAGAUGGACUCCACUCCGAUGGCUAAUUGAUUAUGCAAAGGAGCAGGUUCCCAGUCUGAUCCGCAAACCCAAGGAAGGUCUCCCCUCUUGCCCCCAUCUCUCGUCCUCGGCUGCUCCUAUGCCGAUCUGACAACAACGGCUUCUUUCCUCGCAAUGCCAAUGGCAGCUGACGACCCAGCUAACAACAUGGUCGUCGCCCAUGUUCUUGCCCGGUGAACCAAACGAACCAUCCAUUACAGAGCGUACAGUACCUGAGCAAGCUAAUAAGGUGCUUAUUACUACUCCAUGGUUUUGAUGUUCCAUUCCAACCUCAAUGAUGAAACACAGGCUUCCCCUGUGAGAAAGAUAAUUCCAAUCUUCUGUUGAAGAACCAAGAUAGCACGAAGAUGGAUCUUGUGGUAGGUGCUUCAGAAUCAACCAUCAACAGUCUUGUGGGCAAGCUGGGCAGUCUUCUUGCCCAGGAAUAUGCUCUGAUAAGGGGCGUACGUGGUGACAUCCAGUACAUCAACGAUGAGCUCGCCAGCAUGAAGGCCUUCCUUCUUGACCUCACCCAGGAUGACCACGAUAAUCGGAAGAAGGACUGGAUGAAGCAGAUCCGUGACAUGGCCUAUGACUGUGAGGACUGCAUAGAUGACUUUGCCCAUCGCCUCCCCAAGGAUUCAAACUUUUCUGGCAAGUGCUGCUGCCCAUGGCUGGCCGCACUGCUUUAUGACCUCUGGACGUGCUGGCCUCGCCAUGAAAUUGCUUCCAAUAUUGCAGAGCUCAAGGUCCGGGCUCAACUAAUCGCGGACCGACGCAUGAGAUACGGAGUGGAGAGCCCAAAAGGCAGAGAAAGCAAUGACUCGUCUGAUGAUGUCCCUGGGUACGACGAAAUUGCUGAGGAUCAGCUCCCAAGGCGUGAGAUGACUAUGAAGGAGCCUGUCGGAACGAGGACUGUCAUGGAGGAACUUGAGAAGUGGGUCGAGAACAAAGCUGUAAAGGACCGAACUGUCGCAUCCAUUGUUGGAUUUGGGGGUGUGGGAAAGACCACGAUUGCCAUGGCGCUGUUCAAUAAAGUUAUGAAAGAUUUUGACUGCCGGGCUUGGGUCACUGUGUCUCAGAACUAUGAUGAAGAAGCCGUUUUCCGUGAUAUUCUGAGUCAAAUCAUCCCAGAUUACAAUCAGCAAGACAGUUAUGAAAACACUGAGAGAAGGAAUACAGAGAAAUGCAUUCCAGGCCAAUUCAAACGAGCUUUACAACUCUGCCGAAGGCACACACCGACAACACAGCAUGACAAUUCUGGGCGGUCCAAAUUGACUUCAGCAACAACGGUAAAGGAGCACCUGCAGGAAAAGAGGUAUAUCAUCUUAGUUGAUGACAUAUGGUCGGCAGAAACAUGGAAGCAAAUAUCACGUUGUUUGCCAGAUAAUAAUAGAAGCAGCAGAAUAAUAGUUACUUCAAGACUUCGUUCUGUUGGUGCAGCCUGCUACCAGAGUGAAAAAGAUCAUAUCUUUUCAAUUGAUUUUCUCUGUGAUGAAGAUGCCGAGAUGUUAUUCAAGCAGAGUGUUUCUGAAUCGAAAUGCCGCAAUGAUGGUGAUGCCAAUAAUUUAUCCAAGCAAAACCAGAAACACAGCGACAAGGAAAUAAUACACCAUGGAGAAUUAUGGAGAAGGUGUGGGGGCCAGCCUUUGGCCAUAGUCACCAUGGCUGGUCUUGUGGCCUGCAACCAAAACAAACCGACGAAGUAUUGGGAUAAGCUUUGCAAAAGAUUGCCAGCACGAGAGACUUCCGUUACUGAGGUGUUUGACAAACAAGUAAAUUCUCUUACUCUGGAAGGAGUUAAAAGGAUUCUUGAUUGUUGCUACAAUGAUCUGCAUGGAGAUCUCAAGACCUGCUUAUUGUACUUAGCCAUGUUUCCAAAGGGUUGUAAAACUAGUAGGAAGUGUGUAACCCGGCGAUGGAUAGCUGAAGGUUUUGUUACUAAGAAGUAUGGGCUGACAGAGGAGGAACUUGCAGAGACAUACUUUAAUCAGCUUUUAAGAAGGAAGUUAAUACGUCCUGUGGAUCACAGCAGCAACGGAAAGCUAAAAACCUUUCAAGUACAUGACAUGGUUCUUGACUAUAUUGCAUCCAAAGCAAGAGAAGAGAAUUUUAUUACGGUGAUUGGUGGGCACUGGAUGAUGCCAGCACCGAGUGGUAAAGUUCGUCGACUGUCCAUGCAGAGCAGUAGUUCUAAGCCUGGAGAUUCAACAAAAGGCUUCAAUCUGUCUCAAGUGCGGUCGCUGACCGCUUUUGGGAACAUUAAUCAGCUGCGUUUUCAAGAAUUUAAUAACAGAUUAAUACAAGUCCUGGAUUUUCAAGGACUGAAGGGAGUUAGAGACAAACAUAUGAAUCACAUUUGUAAAAUGCUUAUACUGAAGUAUUUGAGCCUCCGAGGAACAGCUAUUACUGAAAUUCCACCGAGAAUUGGGAAACUUGAGUUUUUAGAAACACUUGACAUAAGGGAAACAGAUGUUGAAGAGCUUCCUGAAAAUGUAAGGAAACUAAAACGGAUCACUAGCAUACUUGGUGGGAGUAAAAACAAAAACCCACGGAAAGGGUUAAGGCUGCCUGAAGAAAAACGUAAGAAGCAACAGUUGCAAGAUAAAGAGGACGAUGGAAUGAAAGCACUGCGUUUGCAAGAUAACGAGGGUAAUGGGAUGAAAGCACUGCGCAUACUUUCUGGGAUCGAGAUCAACAAAACAACAGCUGUAGAAAGCUUUUAUUUGUUGACGGAGCUAAAGAAGCUGAGUAUUUACAAGCUGAGUAUAGAGGGUCCAGAUAAAAUUCAAAUCUUCGAACAACUAUUAUCUUCUAUUGAGUACCUUUGCAGCUGUGGUCUGCAGACUCUGGCAAUCAACGAUUUAGAUUCUGAAUUUAUCGAAUCACUAGACAAAAUGUCCGCAGCUCCAAGAUAUCUCGUUGCACUUGAGCUUUCAGGAAAGUUAGAAGAAACCCCAAAUUGGCUCCAGAAACUACACACACUGAACAAGUUAACCCUAUCUGUCACAGUUCUCAGGACAGGUACUUUGGAUCUCCUCUCCAGCAUGCCGCUGCUGUAUUCUCUCACAUUUUCAUUUAGUGGAGCCAAGCAGGAUAAUGAUAUAGUGAAUGUCCUCGAGAAGAAUAAAUCACAAUCUGAUGGGGAGAUCUUUGUUCCAAAAGGAUUCAAAAGCCUUAAGCUUCUUCGGUUCUUUGCACCUCGUGUUCCAAAGCUGGGCUUCUGUGACAACGCAAUGCCAGCACUUGAGAUUAUUGAGAUGAGGUAUCAAACCUUCGAAGGUCUGUUUGGAGUUAACACACUUGGCAAUCUCAAAGGUGUGCAUCUCAGAGAGGAGAAACUGGGAGAAAAAGAUGAGAAAACAAUAAACGGAUUCUUGUUAGAUGAUUUGAAAUAUAGCACAGAGGAACUGCAGGUAGCCAUUGAUCACACCUUCAUCACUUAUUGAAUAGUCGAAAUGCAUUUCUGCCAGCGAUCGCCCCCUUCGCAUGGAAUGGAGAUUGGAAUCUUAUAUAUAUUAUUCCCUGCUUUCUAGUUUGCAAAAUAAACAGUUGUCUGUCAUCCCAUGGCACUGUUAUUUGUCAUAGAUGUUUCUAUGUACUGCUGUGAAGUUCGGUUAUGCUAUUACAGUUACAGUGAUGGUCUGUUUAUUGUUCAGUUAUGGUUGCUCUAAUAAUAAAGUGGAGGACCCUCCAUGGCACACCAUUUGUAACCCAUUUGUAAUUUUGUUCGAUCAGUUGUAAUAUUACUCUGUACUCUUAUAUAAAACUCGCAAACUAAUUUAUUGUGGUGAAUCGUUGUUUUUGUAA